This is a messenger RNA of Neofelis nebulosa (Clouded leopard), 2729 nucleotides long. RefSeq names its product threonine synthase like 1 (gene THNSL1). The record is from RefSeq and is a predicted model, not a curated record. Lineage: Eukaryota; Metazoa; Chordata; Mammalia; Carnivora; Felidae. The transcript has 4 exons. Gene Ontology annotation, cellular component: cytoplasm. Bases 427 to 2658 code for a protein of 743 amino acids.
GGCCUCGGGCCUGGGCCGUGGGCGAGCCGGGGAGAGGCCUCGAGGUGUGGGAGUCCAUCCCGAGGCGGCAGUGGCGGCUCCCGGACGCUCCUUCCCAUUUUCUUUCCUUUCCCCCCAGUCUUCUCAGUGUGAUUUUCUUGUGUCACAACAUGGCUUUGAGUCAAAAAGGAGGAUGAUAUGCAGUUGAUCCUCACUUUUUGCAGACUCGGUUUUUUUUGCUAAGAUUGACUUUGCCUCAGCAUCAACAAACUCUUCAUCUAAGAUUGGUUCCUGUGUGUCAUAUAUUUACAAGUCAGUGGAAAUUACAAGUCAGCACAUACAAGCUGAAAAGCCAAAUAAGGAAAUGUAAUCCUUCUCUUGACAGUUCUAAUUUAACUUGGCUAAAGCCAGUUUUUAGGUUGACUUGGGCAGAAAAGUGAAAAGAGAAUGCUCCACUUUAACCGAUGUCUGCAUCUGAAACAAAUAGCCCAGAAAUGUUUUCCUAGUGUACAUGUUAGAACGGAUAAACAUGUGCAGCUGUUUCUUUCAAGAACCUUUGCACUUGCAGAAUUCAGGAAGUCAUGGCACUCAACCCACUCUCUUGUUGGAGACAAAAAUAUUAUCCUGAUGGGACCUCCUGGUGCUGGGAAAACAACAGUAGGCAGAAUAAUAGGUCAGAAACUAGGUUGUUGUGUCAUAGAUGUGGAUGAUGAUAUCCUUGAAAAAACCUGGAAUAUGAGUGUGUCUGAAAAAUUACAGGAUGUUGGUAAUGAGCAAUUUUUAGAAGAGGAAGGAAAAGCUGUGUUAAACUUCUCUGCAUCUGGAAGUGUGAUUUCCCUUACUGGGUCCAAUCCAAUGCAUGAUGCUAGCAUGUGGCAUCUGAAGAAAAAUGGGAUAAUUGUAUACCUGGACGUACCUCUAAUAGAUCUAGUCAGUCGUUUAAAAUUCAUGAAAGUAGAUAGGAUUGUAGGUCAGAAUGCUGGCACAUCUAUGAAAGACUUACUUAAAUUUAGAAGACAGUAUUAUAAGAAAUGGUACGAUACCCGUGUUUUUUGUGAAAGUGGGGCUUCCCCAGAGGAGGUAGCUGACAAAGUGCUUAAUGCAGUUAAAAGAUACCAAGAUGUGGACUCAGAAACAUUCAUUUCAACAAGACACAAUUGGCCUAAAGACUGCGAGCAGAAGGUCUCAACAAAAUUCUUUAGUGAAGCAGUGAUUGAGGGGUUAGCUUCUGAUGGUGGACUCUUCGUUCCUGAGAAGGAGUUUCCAAAAUUAAACUGUAGGGAGUGGAAAAGCCUAGUAGGAGCAACCUACAUAGAAAGAGCACAAAUACUAUUGGAAAAGUGUAUACAUCCUGCUGACAUACCUGCUGCCAGAUUGGGAGAAAUGAUUGAAACUGCUUAUGGGGAAAACUUUGCCUGCUCAAAAAUCGCCCCUGUCAGGCACCUUUCAGGCAACCAAUUCAUCCUGGAGCUGUUUCAUGGACCAACAGGAUCAUUUAAAGAUUUGUCUUUACAGCUUCUGCCUCAUCUGUUUGCACACUGUAUUCCACCAAGCUGCAAUUAUAUGAUACUUGUAGCUACGUCAGGAGACACGGGCAGCGCAGUCUUAAAUGGUUUUAGUCGUAUUAAUAAGAAUCACAAGCAAAGAAUAGCCGUGGCCACAUUUUUCCCUGAAAAUGGAGUAAGUGAUUUUCAAAAAGCACAAAUAAUUGGCAGCCAGAAAGAAAAUGGGUGGGCAGUGGGUGUCAAGUCAGAUUUUGAUUUUUGCCAGACAGCUAUAAAAAGAAUUUUUAAAGAUUCUGACUUUACUGGCUUUCUUAUUAUGGAACAUGGAACUAUCUUAAGUUCAGCUAAUUCCAUCAACUGGGGCCGACUGCUUCCCCAAGUAGUUUAUCAUGCUUCUGCAUAUCUUGAUCUUGUUAGCCAAGGAUUUAUUUCUUUUGGAAGCCCAGUGGAUGUCUGUAUUCCCACAGGAAACUUUGGUAACAUUUUAGCAGCAGUGUAUGCCAAAAUGAUGGGAAUCCCUAUUCGAAAAUUUAUUUGUGCCUCUAAUCAGAACCAUGUUCUGACUGAUUUUAUAAAAACAGGACAUUAUGAUCUGAGGGAAAGAAAAAUAACUCCUACCUUUUCACCAUCAAUAGAUAUUCUUAAAGCUUCAAACCUGGAACGACAUUUACACAUGAUGGCUAAUAAAGAUGGAGGGUUAAUGACAAAAUUAUUUAAUCAACUAGAAGAGCAGCAGCACUUCCAGAUCGACAAGAUGCUAGUCGAGAAACUUCAGCAGGAUUUUGUAGCCGACUGGUGCUCUGAGAGAGAGUGCCUUGCAGCUAUUCAUUCCACCUACAGUACUUCAGGGUAUAUUCUGGAUCCACACACUGCGGUUGCAAAAGUGGUUGCGGACAGAAUGCAAGACAAAACUUGCCCAGUGAUUGUCGCAUCUACAGCUCAUUACUCAAAGUUUGCACCUGCUAUCAUGCAGGCUUUAAAGAUUAAAGAAAUCAACCAUACUUCGUCAAGUCAGCUUUAUUUACUGAGUUCGUACAACGCAUUACCUCCACCUCAUGAAGCUUUAUUAGAAAGAAUGAAGCAGCAAGAGAAGAUGGAGUACCAGGUCUGUGCAGCUGAUGUGGACGUCCUAAAGAAUCAUGUGGAAAAACUAAUACAAAAUCAAUUCAUAUAAAAAUGUUUUGAGUAAAAUGUUUUUUUCUGGUGAUAAGCAUGCAAUAAUAAAUCACAAACAUUGAUUUGGAA